Molecule: messenger RNA, 1172 nt
Organism: Paramacrobiotus metropolitanus
Lineage: Eukaryota; Metazoa; Tardigrada; Eutardigrada; Parachela; Macrobiotidae
Product: glycerol-3-phosphate phosphatase-like
Exons: 5
Coding region: 206-1144 (312 amino acids)
Cellular component (GO): cytoplasm
Molecular function (GO): phosphatase activity
Source: RefSeq, a predicted model, not a curated record
ACUACUAGAACAUUUCUGAAAAUAAAAAGUACUUAAAAACCGAAAAAACGUCGUUAAAAAAACAUAAAAGUUUAUACCUAUCACCUAUGUCCUAUGUAUUUAACAUUUCAAUGCUGUCCGCAAUAAGAAGAAAUAUAAAUUUUGUUCGAACUGAACGGCUGUGAUUUCCUGUUGAUCCUCAUUCACGGGGGCGAGACGGCCAAAAAUGGUGGCGGUUCCCCUGGAUCUCCAAAAUUUUGAAUGUCUGUUGAAGAAUCACGACAGCUUCCUCUUCGAUUGCGAUGGUGUUCUGUGGCAUGGAAAUACCUUGAUUCCCGGUGCUGCCGAGGCGCUGUCGCUUUUGAAAGCUAAGGGCAAGCAAGUGUUCUACGUCACAAACAACAGUACUUCCACCAGGGAGCAGUAUGCCGAAAAGUGCCGGAAACUCGGUUUACCAGCCGAAAAGAAGGAGAUAGUCUGUACGGCUCAUUCCGCGGCACUGUACCUUCAAGACUUGCUACGCCCAACAUUCACAUGCCGUCCGAAAGUUUACCUUGUUGGAUGCGUUUCCAUUGCGGAUGAACUUAAUGCAGUUGGGAUUGAUUCCGUUGGACUGGGGCCCGAUCCAGUUGGCGAAAACUUCACGCAGGAUAAAUGGCGCUCUGUGGAGUUGGAGGACGACAUUGACGCAGUGGUUGUGGGAUUUGAUCCUCACAUCAGUUUUAUCAAGAUCCUCAAAGCUGCCAGCUAUCUGAAGAAGCCUCUGGUCCAUUUCGUGGCUACCAACACCGACCAGUCUUUCCCUACUACAUCCAGCCGCAUUGUCGUGCCCGGCACGGGAUGCGUAGUAGCGCCGAUUGCCAUGGCGGCUGACCGGAUUCCGACUGUGAUGGGCAAACCGGAAACGUUGAUGUUUGAGUAUUUGCAAAAGGAAUUUGAGUUGGAUUCGGCGAAGUGUGUCUUCAUCGGUGAUCGCCUAAAUACUGAUAUUUUGCUCGCUCAUAAAUGCGGGAUGAAAAGUGUUAUGGCAUUAAGCGGUGUUUCUACGCUGGAGGAGGUCGAAAAAUACCAAAACAGCUCUGAUCCACAGGAAAAGCUGUUGGUGCCGCAUUUUUUCAUGAGUGAUAUUAAUGUUUUAAAGGAACUUCUGGAACAGAUCAAUUAAAGGAAAACACUUGAAAACAUGAAUGGGA